CUGGAAUAUCAUACAUAUUUCAGAUUUCGCAUUCGUAUGGACUACUACUGACCUUACGUUGAGACUAGUUUGCAUUUUCACAAUGGAUCUUGCGACAGCGUCGCGUGCAGAGAAGGGGCGCCCAAGCCUCGAAGCCGAAAACAAAAAGCUUCUAGGCUAUUACGAUAGGCUUGAAGAUGAGCUUGAUUCUACAUCGACAUGGAUCGGAGAAGACGAUACACCCCGGCGAUCAAGGAAAUGGAGACCCAAUUCGGCAACAGUAUGGAGAUGGGCUAUAAUCAGUCUCCAGAUCAUAUGCAGUGUACUUGUGGGUGCAGCCUUAGGGUAUGUGCUAAAGCCAGGAUGCACUGAGUUGGAGUGUGUCCGUAUGACUUCAAGCUAUUCGCCGUUGCUUGAGGCAGUAGAAUAUUACGAUUAUCAGUUUGAGGCGGAGCUUGACGCAGAAAAUGUGUACAAAGGGCACCCUCGACCAGAACUUGACGAAGCUUGGACUCGCGUUGGUAAAAUCCAUCCGCUCUCAAUGCCUGAAAAGUAUCGCGCAGAGUUGAAUAAAACAAAUUCGGGCAUACCUUAUCCCAAAGAACAAGGUGGUGGAAUUAUGGUCGAGAUUGAGGUUUUUCAUCAGCUCCACUGCCUGAACUUUAUCAGAAAAGUCAUCUAUGCAGAUUAUUAUUCAAGACCCGAAAACCUGCCAAUUGAGUUUGAAGUAACGAAUAAACUAUUCUUCAACCACGUCGACCACUGCAUCGAUUAUCUCCGCCAAGUCAUAAUGUGUGAGAGUGAUGUUACACCCGUCACAUCCAACUGGGUCUUCACUCACCACACUCCCCACCCUGACUUUAAUACCAUGCACAAGUGUCGAAAUUUUACUAAAUUGCUGGAAUGGGUGGAAGAGCACGACAAUGGAGGCGUGCCAAGACAGACACCAAAUCCCAGUUGGAAGCCUGCGCCAGGGCUUGCAGAGACGAUAUUGGAUUACGAAAACGAUUUUCCAAUGCCGCCGCAUGGACCUCCAGUCACUGGAAAGGAUAAAUGGGGUCAUGAUUGAGUUGGGAAACCACGGAGCGGCCAUUAAGGUGGUUGGCCUAUCCAGAGUCUCUUUCAUAGCGCCAUUGCAUAUAAUAAGAAAUCUCAGUGCCUCCAGUAUGUCAAGCUAUCAGAAAGCUAUUUCAUAUCAAGUGAAAGGAUAUGAGGACCAGGAGAGUCAGACUCAUACCCAACUCCUCAGUAUUAGUGAUUAGUUCAAGAUGCGAUAGCUGAGAACUAUGAUAUUUAAUAAUAUCGGUCGAAUUGGCUAAUGAAGAGCAUCAGAUAGAGAUCAUUAGAUGUACGUAGCAAAAUGACAUGAACAAGAUACCCGUAGUAUUCUUUCCAAGAGAAUGUAUACAUAAAUGAC
Messenger RNA from Trichoderma harzianum CBS 226.95, 1396 nucleotides. RefSeq lists its product as hypothetical. Bases 83 to 1048 code for a protein of 321 amino acids. Lineage: Eukaryota; Fungi; Ascomycota; Sordariomycetes; Hypocreales; Hypocreaceae. The transcript has 5 exons. Gene Ontology annotation, biological process: mycotoxin biosynthetic process. The record is from RefSeq and is a predicted model, not a curated record.